Metopolophium dirhodum (rose-grain aphid) is the source of this 1711-nucleotide messenger RNA. RefSeq lists its product as uncharacterized. Gene Ontology annotation, biological process: regulation of tube size, open tracheal system; septate junction assembly. The coding region runs from base 501 to 1187 and encodes 228 amino acids. Gene Ontology annotation, cellular component: membrane; septate junction. The record is from RefSeq and is a predicted model, not a curated record. The transcript has 6 exons. Lineage: Eukaryota; Metazoa; Arthropoda; Insecta; Hemiptera; Aphididae.
UAAGAACUUUUUUCGCCGUUAUAUAAUUACUUCCCCUCUCCUGAGGAGAAUCUCCACCAUCCUUCCAUACAUGAUCGUAUGAUAUGACGAUUCGUAUCUCCGUCCGUCGUUUUCCAGAUAAUAACAAACCGCUGUAAAAUACAAAUUCCGAAGAGCCAACUCCGCGAACGAGUUUUUCUGCUUAUUUUCUUUUGCCCUUCUUACUCCUCUUAAUGGUCAAUUCUAUCUCUGUCGUUAAUUUUUUCGUAGCCACGUAGGUAGUCGUGUUUACCGGCGCUCUCGUUUGUCUGCCCGACUGAUGUAAGAACGUAAUUACACAAAUUUUUUCACGACGAGACAGGCUUUUCUUUUUCAUAUCAGUAAUUCAUUCGGAUUUUUCCAGUUUCCACCACAAACGCUAUACCGAUUACUCACGCAGAAAUUUAUAGUUCAACAAAAAAAAUAUUAAAUUAAUGACAACCAAUUAAUUCAAAAAAUGAUUCACAUGACUUGCGCUGUCCAUGGUCUCCAUUGGACUUCUGAAAAGAAUGAAAGAGCGUUUGGCUGGUAACGUAGCUUUUGGCUUGAACGUUUUGGCUUUAGUGUUAGUGUUCAUUUCAUUUUUUUCGGCCAGUUGGAUAGUCAGCGAUAAAAGAAUCACAGGUGCAAAAUUAGAAAGAUUUGGAUUGUGGACUCAUUGUUUUCGCUCACUACCUGAUCCGUUUGACCCGACAGAGCAAAGAUUUUUUGUUGGAUGCCACUGGGUAUUUGACCCUUUCACCAAGGGAUAUGAUGAAAUCAAAGGAUUUUUGUUACCACCUUUCAUAGUGGCAACUCAGAUCUUGUACACAAUUACAUUCCUAGGAACAUUAGCAUCAACUGUUGGUUCAUCAAUGUUUUUUCUAUGUUGUACACCUGUAAAAAAAAGUUUUAAUCAAAUAACUCAAGCAUUGGGAGUUACAUUGAUUGUAUCUGGUGUAUGUGCCGCAAUAUCAGUGUUAAUAUUUGCUUUGUUUGCUAACCGUCCUGGUUGGAUGCCUGGCCACGAAAACAACUUCUUUGGUUGGACAUUUAGUGUGGCUAUUGCAAGUUUCUUUGCUUUACUUGGAUCUGGAGCAUUUUAUUUGGUAGAAACAAAUACACAAUUGAAGAAAAGAAAAUAUUUGAAAGAAUCUCAAACUAAAUUUGACACUGAGUUCACAGAAUAAGAUGCAAUUAAUUUUUCAAUUUUAAUUUAAAAUAUUUUCAAUUUAGACCAUUAAUAUAUGUUUUUGAUAGUAACCGAACACUAUUAAAUUAUACUAUUUCCAAAAUCUGGUAACAGUUAUUUUUAUGAAACUAAUUAUCUCAUUUUUGUUUAAAUAUAUUAUUUUAAAUUAUUUAAAUCUUAAUUUGAUUAAAUGUGAGUAAAUACAAUUUUGAUUGAUUUAUGAAACUCAGUCCAUUUAAAACGAGUAUUAUUGCAAUAAUAUUAGUUAUAUCAUUAUUAUGUGUACACUUAAUGUAGUUUUAUAUUUAAAUGUCUUCCAUCUGUAUUAAAUAAAUGUUGAAAAUAAAAUAAGUAUUGUUAUUUUAAGAUAUUAUACAUACAUUUAUUUUUCCCUUUUAAGCAAGUUUGUAUUUAAUGUAGUUGAAUACUUACAUUAUUAAAAUAUUUAGUUUUUAAAGGCAUCCUGUGCUACAGAUAAAGAUUUAUCAUUGUAAGCGGGUGUGCAUCAUUUAUUUUCAUUUU